This is a messenger RNA of Racocetra persica, 217 nucleotides long. The record is from the annotation of a GenBank genome assembly. NCBI's taxonomy places the organism in Eukaryota, Fungi, Glomeromycota, Glomeromycetes, Diversisporales, Gigasporaceae.
AAAAUAAACUUGAAUUUAUAACUUCUAAGGUUAAUAAUAAUAAUAUUAAUAUGUUAGUUAAAGAUCUUUUGAUUAAAAAUAAUCUGAAAGAGAUUAUUAAAAUAGUAAAUUAUGAGUUUCAUGAUAAUGAUGAUGAUGAAACUAAUAAUAAUAAUAAUGAUAAACUAUUACCUUCUUCUUUAAUUACUAUUACUGAGACUACAGAAAUAUUGAAAAA